AUGAACGUAGACGUAAAAGCUGACGAAACAGAUUGGUCGAAUCCGUUAGGGUUUGCGGGUACAGUGUCUAGGGAAGACACAGCCAUGGCUAUGGCUGACGAACCUGGUAGAGUUUCUUCAGGCGGAGCCGAAUCUCAGCAGGAACAAGACCAGCAACGGCAACAACAGCAACAGGAGCAGCAGCGUGAUCCGAGAGCUUCAGGUGCUUCGAUGAUGGCUGACGUGGCAGGUGGCGACGGUGGCGACGGAAGCGACGGCGAGGGUUCAGGAGGCGAGGAUGGUCACGCGGGAGUGAUGUUUCCGCGAGCCAACACCAACGCCAAGGGACAAUGGACCCCGGAGGAGGACGAGCUGCUGAGGAAACUGGUGGAGAAGGACGGAGCCCAGCGGUGGUCCGCCAUUGCUGCUCACCUCAAGGGGCGCGCGGGGAAGCAGUGCCGCGAGCGGUGGCACAACCACCUCAAGCACGGCAUCAAGAAGGACGCGUGGACGGAGGAGGAGGAGGCGAAGCUGGUAGAGGCGCAUAGGAAGCUGGGGAACCGGUGGGCGGAGAUUGCAAAGCUGCUGCCGGGGCGCACAGACAACAGCGUGAAGAACCACUGGAACUCCACCAUCCGCCGCAAGGAGGAAUCGUCUCGCAGCAAGGCAGUGCAGCGCCCCACGCUGCUCCUGAGGUACAUCCAGUCGCUCAAGACCCAGGGGGGGCUGGGGGGCGCAGCAGGCAGCACUGGCGGGGGGGGCAGUAUGGGCGGAGGCGGAGGUGGGAGCUCUAUUUCUGAUGGGGGGAGCUCGGGAGGGGAGGGAGACGGGCAGGAGCAGCAAGCAGGGGUGCAGCAGUCGGGGGGGACUGGGUUCACCACCGGUGCAGCAGCAGGGGGGAUGGGGGGGAUGAGGGGAGGGGGAAUGGGGGCGGGGGGAAUGGGGGCGGGGGGGAUGGGCGCGGGGGAGACGGGGUCAGGGGGGAUGGGGGCGGCUGGUUUCAUGCGCUCAUCGUCUCUUUCCAGGGCAGAGUCCCGAGCGCGCCAGUACAGCCGUGGAUCGUUUCUCGGCGCGCGAUCCGGGCCGUUGGAUGCGGGCCGGGGCGGCGAUCGACGGUCGGAGUUGGACCGGGCAGCAGCGGAGUUCCAGAAGGAGAUCGCCAGGGCGUUGCUGGCGCCUGGCAUGGGGGGGGCUGGUAUGGCGCAUGGUGUGGGGCAUGGCACGGGGCGGGCCUUAUCCAUGCCUUUAGGGUAUGCCAACACUGCAAAUGCCCAAGCCGCCGCUGCCGCCAAUGCUGCUGCUGCUGCCAAUUCCGCUGCUAACGCUGGUGCUGCUGGUGCUGCUGGUGCUGGUGCUGCUGGUGGUGCUGCUGGUGGUGCUCCUCCUGGUGGUCUGUCUCUCUCCUUCCCCACUCCCGCCAACCCCGCCCAGUCCUCCUCCUCUGCAGGCUCCCCCUCCAGUCAUCCCUUCUUUUCCCGCUCGCGCUUUGCUAAAAGUUCGUCCGUGCCGGGGAGAGUUUCUGCCUCUGGGUCGGAGGAUGGGGGCCGGGGGGGAUGGGGGCGGAGGGGAGGGGAUAUGGGCGCAGCAGGGGGAGCAGGGGGGCCAAGAGGAGCAGGGGGAGCAAGGGGGACUGCAGGGGGAGCAGUCGGGGCAGGAGGGGGGGCGGGAGCAGGAGGGGGGCCAGCAGAGGGAGCGGGGGCAGCUGAGCCCUGGCAACGCACAGUCCAUGCAGCAGCAGCAGCAACACCAGCAGCAGCAGCAGCAGCAGCAACACCAGCAGCAGCAGCAGCAGCAGCAGCAGCAGCAGCAGCAGCAGCAGCAGCAGCAGCAGCAGCAGCAGCAGCAGCAGCAGCAGCAGCAGCAGCAGCAGCAGCAGCAGCAGCAGCAGCAGCAGCAGCAGCAGCAGCAGCAGCAGCAGCAGCAGCAGCAGCAGCAGCAGCAGCAGCAGCAGCAGCAGCAGCAGCAGCAGCAGCAGCAGCAGCAGCAGCAGCAGCAGCAGCAGCAGCAGCAGCAGCAGCAGCAGCAGCAGCAGCAGCAGCAGCAGCAGCAGCAGCAGCAGCAGCAGCAGCAGCAGCAGCAGCAGCAGCAGCAGCAGCAGCAGCAGCAGCAGCAGCAGCAGCAGCAGCAGCAGCAGCAGCAGCAGCAGCAGCAGCAGCAGCAGCAGCAGCAGCAGCAGCAGCAGCAGCAGCAGCAGCAGCAGCAGCAGCAGCAGCAGCAGCAGCAGCAGCAGCAGCAGCAGCAGCAGCAGCAGCAGCAGCAGCAGCAGCAGCAGCAGCAGCAGCAGCAGCAGCAGCAGCAGCAGCAGCAGCAGCAGCAGCAGCAGCAGCAGCAGCAGCAGCAGCAGCAGCAGCAGCAGCAGCAGCAGCAGCAGCAGCAGCAGCAGCAGCAGCAGCAGCAGCAGCAGCAGCAGCAGCAGCAGCAGCAGCAGCAGCAGCAGCUACAGCAGAUGCAGCAGGCACUCGACCUGCAGCUUCAAAUCCUGAACAUGCAAUCGCAAGCCAUGCAAGCAUCCUCUCAGCCCCACACCACCCCCUCCUCUUCUGA
This is a messenger RNA of Closterium sp. Yama58-4, 2523 nucleotides long. The record is from the annotation of a GenBank genome assembly. Lineage: Eukaryota; Viridiplantae; Streptophyta; Zygnematophyceae; Desmidiales; Closteriaceae.